ACAAUCAUUAUCAUCACAUAAUUCUUCUCCUUAUCUUUUUAAGCAAAAACAUUUCCUUUUUAUAUUCCUGUUUUGUUACUGUUUUCCUAGUUUCAUAUCUCUUUGUUUCGUUCUUAUCCUUCAUUAGACAGUGACUCUGUAUUGUCCUAAAACAACAACAUACACACAACUUUAUAAGAAACAGAGAUGUUGCAGAUUGUAGGCAAGUACCGGUGGAGACAAUCUUAUCGGUACAAGAAGCUAACUGAUCAUGGCGAGAGAUUGACAACACCACCACCAGAAAGAACAACGAGGUCGCCGACCAAAAGACAGAACUUGGGGAAGAAGAACGAGACUCGAGCAAAAGGGUUCAGAGUAAAUCGAUCAAGGAAGCUGGUUCUUAAGGCACUAGCUUUGCCAAGAAGGAUCUUUAACAUUUAUAUGCGCAUCACAAAUCAGAUGAACAAAGAAGGUUUAUAUCCUAAUCUUGUUUUCUCUUCUCAUUGGGGUUUCCCUGGUUUGCUGAAUUCAAGAGGUGGAUUCCGUUAGUGAGAAGAUAUCUGAUUCUCAUUACUCAAAAAACAAUGAAACAUAGAAAUGUAAACCCACUUCCAUGUUCUUCUAAAUUACGAUUUUUGGAGGAUUAUAUGAACAGAGUUCAAGAUUGUUUUUUUCUCUUCCAUAAUUCAUAGCAAGUUGUAGAGUGAUUCUAUUAGAAUCCUUAUCACUAUUGGUCAAAUACAAGUAAAGUUGUUUUUUUCUUUUAGGAAGAAGAUUUG
Molecule: messenger RNA, 758 nt
Organism: Arabidopsis thaliana (thale cress)
Lineage: Eukaryota; Viridiplantae; Streptophyta; Magnoliopsida; Brassicales; Brassicaceae
Exons: 1
Coding region: 187-528 (113 amino acids)
Source: RefSeq, marked reviewed